AUGCGCGCCAAGGCACACACACCGCAACGACUCCCCAAGGUGUAUUUCAGGCAAGCUCCAGGAGCCACCACAACCCAUAAAUCUGCAGCGGCCGACGCACAUCUACAUUUGCCGCUGGCGAGCCUAAUAACGACGCGGCAAUUAACAUGCCGACGGCUCUCGGAAAAAGGGCGCUGCAACUUUCUCGAGGGAGUUGUGUCGACGGCUUUGAACAUCGCCGGCGUCACAACUCACGAGCUUUUCGCCAAGUCGGGGAUCUCUGUGAGGUAG
Messenger RNA from Caenorhabditis auriculariae, 270 nucleotides. The record is from the annotation of a GenBank genome assembly. Lineage: Eukaryota; Metazoa; Nematoda; Chromadorea; Rhabditida; Rhabditidae.